AUGGCCAAAGAGUUGCAAUUAGAGUUUAAGGGAGAGUACAACAAGUUUCUAGAAUAUAAUUUUCAUACCGAUAAGGAUGAGCCCAUACAUACCAAAUGGAUGUCCGGUUUGCAGACCAAUAUGUGCUACAAUGUGUUGGACAGGAUUAUCGAUAGCGGAAAAGGCAAUGAGUUUGCAUAUUAUUGGUUGGCCAACGACUCGGUGGACAUCGACCGCAGUCUGACAUACAAUGAGCUGAAAAGCCAAGUCUGCAAGUUUGCCAACGCUUUGAAGAGUGUCGGUGUAAAUACCGGCGAUCGGGUGGCCAUAUAUAUGACUAUGACUUUAGAGGUAGUGGUGGCAAUGCUUGCCUGUGCUCGCAUUGGUGUUAUUCAUACAGUUGUGUUUGCAGGAUUUAGUGCCGAAGCACUGGCCGAUCGUAUGCGAGACAGUAGGUGUGUGCUUUUGAUAACAUGCGACGGCGCCUAUAGGGCCAACAAGUUUGUGCCAUUGAAACAGAUAGCCGACAAUGCGAUAGAUAUUUGCAGAGAUAAUGAUCACUCGAUUAUGCAUUGCAUUGUCUAUCAACAUCUUAACCUACCGGUGCUUAACAAACAUUCUACUAUUGAUGACAAUAAGAAAUCAAGUCUAUCAGCAAUUAAGUGGAACACUGAGGUUGAUCUGUGGUGGCAUCAAUUGAUGGCCGAUCAGUGCGAUCGUUGUGACCCGAUUUGGUUGGAUGUCGAACAUCCUCUCUUCAUAUUGUAUACCAGUGGUAGUACCGGUAAACCAAAAGGUAUUAUACAUACAGUAGGCGGUUAUAUGCUAUACUCGGCCACAACUUUUAAAUAUGUAUUUGAUUAUCGCGCGRGAGAAGUAUUUUUCUCUACGGCCGACAUGGGAUGGCUUACAGCUCAUACGUGUAGUUUAUAUGGACCGCUACUAAAUGGCGCAACCAUUGUGCUUAUGGAAGGAACACCGUUUUCCCCCAAACCUGACCGUCUCUGGAAAAUAGUGGAUAAACUUGGGGUCAACAUCUUCUAUACGGCUCCGACAGUCAUCCGAUCAUUAAUGACUUUUGGAGACCAUUUUGUUACAGACUAUAGCCGUAAAUCAUUACGUUUAUUAGCUUCUGCCGGUGAAACUUUGAAUCCUCAAACUUGGUAUUGGUAUCGGGAUGUUGUAGGUAGUGGCCGGUGUGCAGUAUUGGACACUUAUUGGCAAACAGAAACGGGUGCUCCUAUUAUAGCCCCGUUGCCCGGUUGUAUGGCGCUAAAACCAGGCUCAGUAGGUCUUCCGUUUUUUGGUAUCGUUCCGGUCAUACUCGAUAACAAUGGCAAUGAAUUAUCGGACGGACCGGCCAAUGGUGUGUUAGCUCUAAAAAAGCCGUGGCCAGCAAUUGCCAGAACUAUUACGGAUAAUCAUCGCCGAUAUAUUGAUUCAUAUUUUACUCAAUCUUCGGGUUUUUAUUUUACUGGUGACGGAGUUUAUCGGGACAGUGAUGGCUAUUAUUAUAUUACCGGACGAAUGGAUGAUACGCUCAACAUAUCAGGACAUUUGUUGUCUACUGUUGAGAUAGAGUCGGCAGUCAGCGGUCAUCAGGCAGUGGCCGAAGCGGCCGGCAUAUCUGCUAAUCAUCCAAUCAAAGGUCAGUGUAUUAUAAUUUUUGUAGUCAUAAAAUCGGGAGUGGAAUAUGACUGUGCACUGGACCAGCAAAUCAAGGACAGGGUUGCCGUUAAAAUUGGACGAUUAGCAGUACCUGACUUUAUAUUUGAGGUACGGGCUCUACCGAAAACUCGUUCGGGAAAAUUAAUGCGUCGGGUUUUGACCAAAAUUUUGACUAACGAUAAAGAUUUCGGCGAUAUAUCGACAAUAGAAGAUCCGUCUAUUAUUGAAGAUCUAUUGAAUAAAUUUAUUUUUACAAUAAUUUGUUUGACUUAUUGUCAUUCAAGUCAUCAAACAUUACCAAACAUUGUACUGAUUAGUGCCGACAAUAACGGUUGGACUGACAUUGGCUAUCACUCGGAUUACAUGAGGACACCAAAUAUUGACAUAUUGGCCGCCGACGGCAUUGUUUUAGAUAAUUACUAUACUUAUCCAUUGAGAACCGGUAGUAGGGCUGCACUGUUCAGUGGUGUUCAUCCGAUUCAUAACUGUGCUCACAAUACUGAAACUUGCGGUAAUAGUCAUUGGGGUUUUCCGAUUGAAUUGAAUUUAAUGUCUCAGUAUCUUAAAAAGUAUAGCUAUGCCACACAUGGUGUUGGUGAAUGGCAUUUGGGAUUAUCUAAAGAGAAAUAUUUGCCACAAAAUAGAGGGUUUGACUCAUAUUUGUUUUCAUCAUCUGAUUCUGGUUAUACUAGUAGUCGUCUAAAUUGUUUGAAAAGUCAAUUGAAAGACAAUCAUAACGAUUAUGACGAGUCAGAUAUAUGUCAACAACUGGACUCAUCACAUAACCAUAUGUUAACUGAUGUCUAUUAUCCACUAAAGCAUUAUAACAACCGGUUUAUGACUAUUAUUGACAGUCACAACAAAUCUCAUCCACUAUUUCUUUAUGUGGACUAUGAAUCCAAUACUAAACUACAGGUUCCACAACAAUAUAUAGAUAUGUUUUCACACAUCAAAUGUGAAAAUAGGAGAAAUUUUACGGCAAUGGUUUACGGGAUUGACGAGUCUAUCGGUGUAAUUGUUGACCGAUUGUAUAGAAAAGGAUUGUUAGAUAACACUAUUAUUAUGUUUAUCGGUGGCAAUGGACAGCAAUACUAUAUUAAUGAUCAUAAUUUGUCAUUAAGUGGUGUAAAAUAUAGCUUACAAGAGAAAGACUUAAAAGUUUCGUCAUUCAUAUGGAGUCCACUAUUGAAAACUAGUCGAUAUAUAUCUCAAUCACUGUUUCACGUGACAGACAUUUUGCCGACAUUUUUGGAGGCCAUUGGAAAAGACAUCGACACAAAUGCGCUUAAUAUGUAUGGAAUAUCACAGUGGAAGGCAUUAUCAUAUAAUGAAGAGUCCAUGCGAUCUGAGCUUCUCCAUAUAAUUGAUCCAUUGGCCAACAUGUCGGCUAUUAUACGACACAAUUGGAAAUUAGUGCAAAAUAUGGGAAAAUCUCAACGGGACAGUGAGUUUGCAUCAUGUGAUCACCAGUCUAUACAAUAUACCGAAGCGGAGGUUAAACUACAUAAAGCCCUACAAAAACUGGACCGAUUUGAUUGUGCCGCCUAUCGGGUGCUUAAUCAUAUGCACCGACAGGCAAACUAUGAACUUUGGGAAAAAUCUGUAAUCAAUUGUAAUGAUGAUGACCUGAUGCCGACACAACAGACCUGUCGACAACAGGACAGGGAAUUGUGUUUAUUUAAUCUAAAAGACGAUCCGUGCGAAUGUCAUAACAAAGCACACGACAAACCAGAAGUGGUAGAUAUGUUAUGGAAGAAAAUCAUUGAAUUAAAUCAAACUAAUGUUCCUUCAGAUUGGGAAACAUUGACAGCAGAUAAUUUUUUUAAAUGA
This is a messenger RNA of Oppia nitens, 3477 nucleotides long. RefSeq names its product acetyl-coenzyme A synthetase, cytoplasmic-like. NCBI's taxonomy places the organism in Eukaryota, Metazoa, Arthropoda, Arachnida, Sarcoptiformes, Oppiidae. The record is from RefSeq and is a predicted model, not a curated record. The transcript has 7 exons. The coding region runs from base 1 to 3477 and encodes 1158 amino acids. Gene Ontology annotation, molecular function: AMP binding; acetyl-CoA synthetase activity.